GCAUCCUGUUUGCAUGUCGCACACUGAUGACGUCACGCUAGCAGUUAAAUACCAAACGCUAGCUGUUUUAGCUUCGUAAGUUUCACCCACAGACUUCACAACACACGUACGGAGAUGUCGUCUUUGUGUGGCACCAGCAACGGCUGCCAAGAUGCGGGUCAAGAGGCCACAGAGAAACAGGAGAAGGAGCACCCUCGCGUACUCAUCCCAGAGUUAUGCCGACUCUUCUACCAGCUUGGAUGGGUGACAGGGACGGGCGGAGGGAUCAGUCUGAAACGAGGAGAGCAGAUUUACAUUGCACCAUCAGGCGUCCAGAAAGAGAGAAUACAGCCAGAAGACAUGUUUGUGUGUGACGUGGAAGAGAAGGACAUCAGUUGUCCACCUGCCUGGAAGAAGUUAAAGAAGAGCCAGUGUACACCGCUGUUUAUGAAUGCCUAUACCAUGAGAGGGGCACAGGCAGUUAUACACACCCACUCCAAGGCUGCUGUCAUGGCAACGCUGCUGUAUCCUGGCAAAGAGUUCAGGAUAACACACCAGGAGAUGAUCAAGGGGAUUCGUAAGGGCACCUCAGGCACCAACUAUCGGUAUGAUGACAGCCUGGUUGUGCCCAUUAUUGAAAAUACACCAGAGGAGAAGGACUUGAAAGACCGGAUGGCCCGGGCAAUGGAGGAUUACCCAGAUUCAUGUGCCGUCCUCGUCCGCCGACACGGUGUCUAUGUCUGGGGCGAGACCUGGGAAAAAGCUAAGACUAUGUGUGAAUGCUACGACUACCUGUUCGACAUCGCCGUGCAGAUGAAGCAGAGUGGACUGGACCCCGCAGCCCUCCCAACAGAAGAAAAAGGAAUAGUUUGACAUUCGCCGGAGCUUUUUAAAAAGACAUUUGUAGCAGAAAGGUCGGUAGAGUUCAAUCAGGAGAGCAGAUUGUAAUCAUUUGCCUUUUCACGCCGGCCUGCUUCAAAUUUGAUGAAAUUUGAUGGUAAGGGCAGAUCCAGGGUUGGAGGAGAUUGAAUGCCUGUGAUCCGGAAGCACCUGCAGGUACGCUGCAAAGCACUGUGGGACAACUCUUGAAUGAGCAGCCGGCAAAUCAAGGUCCUCAGGUUCACAUGCUUUCCUAUUCAAGUUUGACUGCACUGGAAAUCAUGGUCUUGGUGCAGGUCAGGCAGGAACAUGCAGUGCAUCUCAGUUCAUCUACAACAGUGAUUAACUGCCUUUGCUUCAGUCAAUAAAAACUGAUGGAAUGUGAA
Epinephelus fuscoguttatus (brown-marbled grouper) is the source of this 1244-nucleotide messenger RNA. RefSeq names its product APAF1 interacting protein. Gene Ontology annotation, molecular function: metal ion binding; methylthioribulose 1-phosphate dehydratase activity. NCBI's taxonomy places the organism in Eukaryota, Metazoa, Chordata, Actinopteri, Perciformes, Serranidae. The record is from RefSeq and is a predicted model, not a curated record. Gene Ontology annotation, cellular component: cytoplasm. Bases 115 to 852 code for a protein of 245 amino acids. The transcript is spliced from 8 exons.